AACAAGAAGAAGAAGAAGAAGAAGAGUUUGUUUGUAAAUAGAUAGUUUUUUUUUUGUCCAGAACAAUAAAGAUAAAGAAAAGAUGUUGGAAGAAGAAAAUUGUGACAGAGAAAAUGGGAAUUACGCUGAGGAAGCAAUCUUCACGCGAAAAUACCUCAAGAAUGUGAUUAUGGGUGGUUGUGGGCUGAACAACAGCUACGAAGAACAGCGGCAGCACAUUGAAGAACUCUUCCGGAAGGUUGCAGCGAAUGGGGAGUCAAAUUCUGCCAUCCUCAUAGGUCCUAGAGGAUGUGGGAAGACAACGUUGAUUGCUUCGGUGCUGAUGGAUAUUCUUGCAGAGCGAUGGUUUACAGAGAACUCCAUGAUUGUCUACCUCAAUGGUUUGAUUCACACGGAUGACAAGCUGGCGCUGAGCUCAAUUGCAGUUCAGCUACGAUUGGAGAACACAGUUGAUGGGAAGGUUUUUGGGUCUUUUGCUGAGAAUCUGGAAUUCUUGCUGACUUCCCUGCGACAGGGCGAUAGAAAGGAAUCAAAGAGUGUCAUCUUUAUCCUUGAAGAAUUUGAUUUAUUCUGUUCGCACCACAAUCAGACACUCCUGUACAAUCUCUUUGACAUCAGCCAGAGUCCGCAGGUUCCCGUUUGCGUGCUGGGUGUCACGUGUCGCCUGGAUGUGAUGGAAUUGCUCGAGAAACGCGUCAAGAGUCGCUUCUCCCACCGGCAAAUCUUUCUUUUUCCCCCAUCGAAUGAUCCUGAGCAACGAAUCUCAGCUUUCCGGGAACGUCUCAAGUUGCCCACGAAGAAAAGUCCCCCAUUGAGUGUGAGGACUCACCUGGAGGAAAACAAUCCAUGUGAAUUCAACUUCCUGCGCUUGAAUGUGAAUCAAAUCCCUUGCAAAGCUUCAGCAAAGUGGAUCCAGGAGUGGAAUAGAAGUAUUGAAAAACUCACGGAGAGGGAAGAAAUUCGCAGAGGAUUGAAGACAAUGUAUGAGAUUGAUAUUUCCGAGCAAUCCUUCAGGACUUUUCUCAUAGACAUCAUUUCUCUCGUAUCCCCCAAGAAGCCCCUCCUUGGAGAGAUUGAAGUUCUCAAUGUUAUAAAGAAGUACCUGGCAGAUGAGAAGAUUCAGAUACUCAGGGAUCUCUCAGUGAUGGAAUUCUGCCUGAUAAUCGCAAUGAAGCAUCACUGCGAAAUUUACGAUCGUGAUCCAUUUAAUUUCGAAAUGAUCCACGAGCGCUUCCUCAAGUUUGCCAACACCACCAAAUCUGUCCAGCAUUGGAGUCGCAGUGCCAUGUUCAAAGCAUUUGAAUUUAUUGCUCAACAGGAGCUAAUUGCUCCCGCGGGGGGUGGUGCAAAGAUUCAGAAGGAAUUCCAAAUGUAUCGCCUCCUGUUGACCUUUGGACAAAUUGCUGAGGCUACAAAGACUUACUCCGGCUUGCCUACGGACAUUACCCAGUGGGCUCAGAGUUCUCUCGUCUAACCUUUUAGCUGAAGAUUAAUCCAGAUCUCCCGGUGAGUUUGAAUCAUCAUUCCUUCGGUUUUCCUCUCUCACUUUAAAUAAAAUGAUUUAAAUAAAUAAAUGAUUUACCUUUUUUAAA
Molecule: messenger RNA, 1592 nt
Organism: Lutzomyia longipalpis
Lineage: Eukaryota; Metazoa; Arthropoda; Insecta; Diptera; Psychodidae
Gene: Orc4
Product: origin recognition complex subunit 4
Exons: 2
Coding region: 83-1474 (463 amino acids)
Biological process (GO): DNA replication; DNA replication initiation
Cellular component (GO): nucleus; nuclear origin of replication recognition complex
Molecular function (GO): ATP hydrolysis activity; ATP binding; DNA replication origin binding
Source: RefSeq, a predicted model, not a curated record